AUGGCCUCAAACAACGCAGAAGCCGUUAUCAUCGUCGGGGGUGGACUAGCAGGACUCGUGGCAGCCUGGGAGCUCUCCAAAGCCAAGGUCCCGUCUAUCAUUCUCGACCAGGAGAGUGAGGCCAAUCUCGGCGGACAGGCCUUUUGGUCUCUGGGCGGAAUUUACUGCGUGAACUCGACCAACCAACGUCGGUUGGGUGUUCACGACAGCCGCGAGCUGGCCAAGCAGGAUUGGCUCCACGCGGCGCAGUUCGACCGCGAUACCGAUGUCUGGCCUCGGAAGUGGGCCGACGCUUUUGUGGACUUUGCGACCGACCAGAUGGAGAGCUAUCUCCGUGCCCUGGGAGUCAAAUUCAUCACGGUCGGCUGGGCAGAACGUGGCAGUGGAAUCGCCAGCGGUCAUGGCAACUCGGUGCCCCGGUUCCAUGUCACCUGGGGAGCGGGCCCUGCCAUUGUGAGCGCGUUCGAGAAACCAGUGCGUGCCGCCGCAGACUCGGGCCUGGUCCAGUUCAAGUUUCGGCACCGGGUGGAUCAGCUGCUCGUGGAUGAGCAGUCCGGAGCUGCGAUCGGAGUGCGUGGGAAGGUCCUUGUACCGUCUCAUUCCGCUCGUGGGGUGGCCAGCUCGCGAUACACCGUGGGAGAUUUCAAGCUGCACGGUCGGUGUGUGCUUAUCACAACGGGUGGCAUUGGCGGCAACCCGGAGUUGGUGAAGAAGCACUGGCCGGUCGAUCGACUUGGGCCUGUGCCAUCGUCCUUCGUCGUUGGCGUGCCUGCACAUGUGGACGGUCGCAUGAUUGGCAUUGCGAGAGACGCCGGGGCCAAUGUGAUCAACAGCGAUCGUAUGUGGCACUACACCGAGGGCUUGCACAACUGGGAUCCUAUUUGGCCGCAUCAUGGAAUUCGCGUGAUCCCGGGGCCAUCCUCACUCUGGCUGGAUGCCACUGGCAAACGACUGCCCCCGUUCCUGUAUCCAGGAUGCGAUACGCUGGCCACGCUGAAGUAUAUCGGCCACACUGGGUACGACUACACAUGGUUUUUGCUAAACAGGAGCAUCAUCUCGCGGGAGUUUGCUCUCUCAGGCUCCGAACAAAACCCAGAUCUCACCAACAAGAGCUACCGACUGCUGCUUCAGCGGCUAUUUGGGUCGUCGGGCACAGGACCGGUUCAGGCGUUCAUGAAGAACGGAAAGGAUUUUGUGGUCGCAUCUUCUCUCCCCGAACUGGUCGACGGGAUGAACAAACUUGUCCACAAGCGAGGCGGCCCCAUGCUGGAUGCGAAGCAGGUGCAAGGAGAGGUUGAGCUACGUGAUGGCCAGGCCGAUAAUAAGUACAGCAAAGACGCCCAAAUAAUGGCGAUCCGAAACGCACGAAAUUUUUGGCCGGAUGGGAUGAUGGGAAGAGUGCGAGCCGUGCACAGGCUUCUCGAUCCUCAGCAUGGGCCCCUGAUUGCAGUGCGCAUGAACAUUCUCACCCGCAAAACACUGGGAGGCAUUGAGACCAACCUGCAUUGCAACGUUCUACGCGCGGACGGGUCUUGCUUCCCCGGUCUGUAUGCAGCCGGAGAGGCCGCAGGAUUCGGAGGUGGGGGGGUCCAUGGAUACAACGCUCUUGAGGGCACUUUUCUGGGGGGAUGUAUCUUCUCUGGGAGAACUGCGGGCAUGCAAAUAGCUCAAGAAGCGGGGGCGCAGCGGUCGACUUUGUGUUGA
Aspergillus tanneri is the source of this 1704-nucleotide messenger RNA. RefSeq lists its product as uncharacterized. Gene Ontology annotation, molecular function: oxidoreductase activity, acting on the CH-CH group of donors. NCBI's taxonomy places the organism in Eukaryota, Fungi, Ascomycota, Eurotiomycetes, Eurotiales, Aspergillaceae. The record is from RefSeq and is a predicted model, not a curated record. The transcript has a single exon. Bases 1 to 1704 code for a protein of 567 amino acids.